AAGAAGCAAUUAAGUAUGGUGGCAGGGUGAUACUUGGUGAUCGUCCUGUACAGAUUACCAUAUGGAGAACAUGGAGAAAGAUGCCGCUUUGGCAUAAGACUAAAUUGCUGUACUCUUUAAUUUUUCAAGAUUUUUUACCCAGCCCCGACGAUCUUAAUAAAAUGCUGAAGGAAAUAGAUGACAUUGACAUGCUAACUCUUGUCAUUCAAGAGAUGAGUAAGGAGUUUCCAACUCUAAUGGAGACCCUUGUACAUGAACGGGAUCAAUACAUGUCCUCCUCAUUAUUGAAGGUGGCGCGAGAGAAUAGCUCAGUUGUUGCUGGUGGCAAGGGGCAUCUACAAGGAAUAAAGAAGCAUUGGAAGCAACCUAUUAUGGUGAAGGAUCUCAUGACAAUUCCAUUGUCAGACCAAGUCUCAGCAGUAAAAAUCAUUUCUUCCGUAGGUGUUGCCGUGGCUGGGGCAGCCAUAGUAGCAGGCAUCUAUCUGACGACCAGGAAAUAACUUGAUGAAUGAUGAACUUGGUAUGCAUCUUUCGUCCAGGCGUCCAGCUAUUUAAUUGAUUCAAGGGUCGCUGUAAAAUUUCGCACGGAUGCAUGUCUGAGGUCCAUAUUUUCAUUGAUAUUUCUGGGCCCCAUCUUAUCUGAUUUUUUUUUUGGUGGAUAUAAUCCUAGUUUUUUUUGUUAAAAAAAACUUAAUCUAAGGUUUAAGUGAAGAUAAUAUUCAAUUGGCUAUACACGUUAUUAGUGCAUCAAUUUCUUUUCUUUUUUUUUGGUACAACUGUAAUAUUGUAAAUGAAACAACAUUUCAAAUGCACGUUGAAUGCUUAUAAGAUUGCUUCUAAAUAUGUGUAGUGAAAAUCUGAAAUCACCUCUUCGUUAUCUGGAAUUUAUUAAAUUACAUUUUUUUC
Neltuma alba is the source of this 906-nucleotide messenger RNA. RefSeq names its product traB domain-containing protein-like. Gene Ontology annotation, cellular component: mitochondrial outer membrane. NCBI's taxonomy places the organism in Eukaryota, Viridiplantae, Streptophyta, Magnoliopsida, Fabales, Fabaceae. The record is from RefSeq and is a predicted model, not a curated record.